AUGGGAUCUUGUAACCCAGGAGAUAUUCCCACAAGGCAUAUUUUAUGUUUUAUGUAUGUUCUUGGAUUUAUAUUUGUGUUUAUGAAUAGAGUGAGUUUAAAUUUAACAAUUGUUGGAAUGGUAAAACCAAUAUCAGUUGGAAACGGUACAGAAAAAGAAUUUUUGGAAGUUAAUAUAACAUCAGAUAAUUUUAAUCAAAGUUCAUCAACAAAUGUUGAUGAGGGAGAAUUUGAUUGGAGUGAAUUUCAACAAGGGCUUAUAUUAGGAUCAUUUUUUUAUGGAUACAUGGCAUCUCAAAUACCAGGGGGUAGAAUUUCUGAAAUUUGGGGUAUGAAACCAGUUUUUGGAUUAUCAGUUUUAAUAAAUGGCCUCCUAUCGAUUUGCAUACCAUUUUCUGCCAGGCUACAUUGGAGUUUAUUAUUUAUUAUAAGAAUACUUCAGGGUCUUGCACAGGGAGUGACAUUUCCGGCAUUAAGUUCAUGUGUUGCAAAAUGGGUUCCCCUGAGUGAAAGAGCCAGGUUCAUUGCUUUAACAGCACAAGGAUGUUCGGUCGGUCCUGUAAUUACUUUACCCCUUUGCGGGUGGAUUUUAACAACGUGGGGGUGGCCUGCCGUUUUUUACACGACCGGAUUACUAGCAGUAAUUUUUUACGGAUUUUGGCAGUAUUUAGUCUACAAUACUCCGGAAGAACAUCCGCGAAUAUCACCGCAGGAAAAAAAAUUUUUAGAAGAAAAUUUAAAAGAUGUAUCGACAGGUGAAACCGGUCCCCUUCCGUGGAAAAAAGCUUUAACCUCUGUACAAUUUUGGUUGGGGGCUGCGGCUCAUGUCGGUAGCGAUUGGGGAUUUCAUACAUUUUACACAUUCGGUCCUAAAUACAUAAAAGACGCUUUAAAAUUCGACAUUAAUUCCAGUGCGAUUUUAUCUAGUUUACCCUUUCUUUGUCAAUAUCUUUCAGCGACAAUAAUAGGGAUUUUAGCUGAUAAAGCAGUUACCAACUAUAACGUACCGAUAAGACGCGUCAGAAAAGUGUCAGUUUUUAUAUCUCAUUGCAUGCCUGGUAUGCUAGUAAUCGUUUUGACUUUUAUCGGUGACUACGUUAACCUAUCUGUGGUGGUUUUAACAUUGGCCGUGACCAUGUUGGGUGGUUUGUCUACAGGACACUACCCCAACCCGAUUGACAUAGCACCAAAUUUCGCAGGAUCUUUAACGGGUGUCGCGAAUACUUUAGGCGCAUUAGGAGGUAUUCUUUGUACAACCAUAGCGGGUGCAUCCCUACAAAAUUUUGGCACACCAAAAGGAUGGCACGUUAUUUUUUACGUGGCUGCUUCCGUAUACGCAGUAACGAGUUUACCAUUUAUAAUAUGGGCAAAAUCCGAAGAACUCCCGUGGAAUUCAAUUAAAAAAAAAAAUUCAAUGGUGGAAUUAAAACAAAUAACUAGAGAUGAAAAUGGUGAAAGCGUAAAUUCAAAACUAUUGUCUCAAAAUGAAACAUAA
Pediculus humanus corporis (human body louse) is the source of this 1494-nucleotide messenger RNA. RefSeq names its product sialin, putative. Gene Ontology annotation, cellular component: plasma membrane. Lineage: Eukaryota; Metazoa; Arthropoda; Insecta; Psocodea; Pediculidae. The record is from RefSeq and is a predicted model, not a curated record. Bases 1 to 1494 code for a protein of 497 amino acids. The transcript has 9 exons. Gene Ontology annotation, biological process: monoatomic anion transport; transmembrane transport. Gene Ontology annotation, molecular function: transmembrane transporter activity.